Molecule: messenger RNA, 870 nt
Organism: Knipowitschia caucasica
Lineage: Eukaryota; Metazoa; Chordata; Actinopteri; Gobiiformes; Gobiidae
Source: the annotation of a GenBank genome assembly
AUGAGUGACCUGGACUCACGGAUCCAGGAGAAGGCGCGACACGUGGACAUGGACAUCUGUCGCCGCAUUGACAUCACGGCCAAACUCUGUGAUGUCGCUCAGCAGCGCAACUCUGAGGACAUGAGCAAGAUGUUCAACGUGAGCUCAGCCAGGUCGCUGCCAGAGAGGGGGGCUGCUUCUUCUGCUGCUGUUAAUGCUGCUGCUACUUCAGCCAGCUGCAGGAGGAAAGAGCGAAAAGUCACGUCUGAUGAGGAGUGUUCUGAGAUGGACGCAGAGCCCAGUCCCACAGACGUGGAGAUGCCUGGUUCGCUCAACAUCACGGACGAAAUGAAGCGGAUGCUCUUCCAGUUCCAUGGCUCAGAUAACUCGUGUGUUGUCAGGCGGGAGACGUUUGAUAUUGACGACGACUGCGACAGCCUGACAUGGGAGGAAAACGAGGACACACUGCUACUGUGGGAGGACUUCACCAACUAUAACGUGCCCAACGCUGUCGCUGUGACAACAGGCCCCACCCCCAGCGACCAGAACGGUGACCUUCCUGACCCCGAGUCUCAGGACGGCAGCCUCGGGAGCCUCAUCGAUGAAACAGAGUCUCUGUUUAAGACGCGAGAGCAGGAGUACCAGCAAACCAUCGGGCAGAUUGAGAUGGAGCUGGCAACAGCAAAGAGUGACAUGACACGGCACCUGCACGAGUACAUGGAGAUGUGCUCCAUGAAGCGCGGGCUGGACGUACAGAUGGAGACCUGCCGGCGCAUGAUCAAAGGCGGUCGCAGCUCCCCUUCCUGCAGCUCCCGCUCCUCUGACUCAGGGAACACUGACGACAUCCAGGAUGAGAUCUCAGACAAGGAUCCAGGACCUGCUGUGAGCUGA